Molecule: messenger RNA, 999 nt
Organism: Adineta steineri
Lineage: Eukaryota; Metazoa; Rotifera; Eurotatoria; Adinetida; Adinetidae
Source: the annotation of a GenBank genome assembly
AUGAGUGUCGAACGACGAUAUCAUAGAGCAUCCACAUUAGCAAAUGAAUUAGUAUUAGUUGUUGGUGGAUAUAACAGAGGUGGUUAUCUCAAUAGUGCUGAAUUGUACAAUCUAUCAACAGGCACUUGGAUAACCACAGGAAACAUAAAUGUCGCACGACAAUAUCACGCAGCAUCCACAUUAGCAAAUGGAUUAGUAUUAGUUGUUGGUGGAUACAACAGCACUAGCACUCUCAAUAGUGCUGAAUUGUACAAUCCAUCAACAGGCAAUUGGACAAUCACAGGAAACAUGAAUGCUGUACGAAGAUAUCACACAAUAUCCACAUUAGCAAAUGGAUUAGUAUUAGUUACUGGUGGAUCCAACGGCACCAGUACUCUCAAUAGUGCUCUCAAUAGUGCUGAAUUGUACAAUCCAUCAGCAGGUACCUGGGAAAUCACAAGAAAUAUGAGCGUCGAACGACGAUAUCAUACAGCAUCCACAUUAGCAAAUGGAUUCGUACUAGUUGCUGGUGGAUCCAACGGCACUAGUGCUCUCAAUAGUGCUGAAUUGUACAAUCCAUCAACAGGCACUUGGAUAACCACAGGAAACAUGAAUGUCGCACGACAAUAUCACGCAGCAUCCACAUUAGCAAAUGGAUUAGUAUUAGUUACUGGUGGUGAUGGAUUGAAUGGUCGUCUUAGUUUCAAUAGCACUGAAUUGUACAAUAUAUCAACAGGUACUUGGAUAACUACAGGAAGGAUGAAUGCCGCACGACAUUAUCACACAGCGUCCACAUUAGCAAAUGGAUUAGUAUUAGUUGUUGGUGGAACGAGCGGUGGUCGUCAGCUCAAUAGUGCUGAAUUGUACAAUCCAUCAACAGGCAACUGGACACCUACAGGAAACAUGAGUAUCGCACGGCAAGAUCACACAGUAUCUACAUUAGCAAAUGGGAAAAUAUUAGUUGCUGGUGGACAGAGCAAUACUCCUAUCAAUAGUGCUGAGCUUUAUCAUUCGAUGUAG